This is a messenger RNA of Orbicella faveolata, 381 nucleotides long. RefSeq lists its product as uncharacterized. The record is from RefSeq and is a predicted model, not a curated record. NCBI's taxonomy places the organism in Eukaryota, Metazoa, Cnidaria, Anthozoa, Scleractinia, Merulinidae.
AUGCUUACCGGGCCUAAACUUCAACAAGAUGUCCUGGAGAUACUUCUCCAAUUUAGACAGAGACCUGUUGUCCUAGUAGCGGACAUCAAGGAAAUGUUUUCUCAGGUUGUCCUCACUGAGAAAGACUGCAAGUAUCACAGACUGUUAUGGAGAGAUCUCGAUCCCACAAAGCCUGUGGAUGUCUAUGAAGAAGUCCAUUUAACCUUUGGAGACAGAGCAUCCCCUUAUCUCACCCAGUUCGUACUUCACAGUCACGCCUUAGACUUUAAAGAGAAUUACCCAGCAACAGCUAUGGUCCUGCUCCGAGAUAUGUACGUGGAUGAUAUCCUUCAUUCAGAAGAAACUGUAGAAAAGACGCCGUUCUCGUCCAUGAAGAUUUGA